Glarea lozoyensis ATCC 20868 is the source of this 1074-nucleotide messenger RNA. RefSeq lists its product as uncharacterized. The coding region runs from base 1 to 1074 and encodes 357 amino acids. The transcript has 2 exons. The record is from RefSeq and is a predicted model, not a curated record. Lineage: Eukaryota; Fungi; Ascomycota; Leotiomycetes; Helotiales; Helotiaceae.
AUGUCUCCACGAAAUUAUUUCAAAUCGAUAAUUACUGUUGUAGGCCUGGCUUCUCUUACCAAGAUCGCGAGCGCAUUCACCACCAAGAAUCCCCAGCAACAGCCGCUCCGCUCCUACAUGGAAUCAUAUUUCAGCGUUGGGUUUAGUCUUCAAAGCUCUUAUGGAGCAGCGGCUAUCAUUUUCGAAAGCGCCGAUGGGAGUUUAGAAACACACACGCGAGUAUACGAGCCAGGGAUACUGUAUCAGCAGGUGAUGGAGAGGUUAUCUUUGCAAUCUUCGCGACACCUUGCACCGCCGUACAAUGAUGACGGGGAAUUUUAUGCCGACAUGCCCAGGCAGACUGCACGUAUGCUUCUCAGGACUUCUGGCCUGCCGGCUUCAGUUGAGGUUGGCGUUCUCGCUCAAACUAUCAGGCACCUACGGUCCCAAUUAGAGUCCGACUUCAGUAUUAGCAUUUCCGAGGCAGUUUUUACCUCCUCGCAUCUCCUCGCACUAUACCAGGACGACAUGGAAGAUAUUGCAGUCAAUGUUGGUAUCAAAUACAUCACUCCACGGUAUCAAUGGCAGCCAAUUUUCUGGGAAACGGCAGCUGCGUAUGCAGGGCACGGGUUUGGCAUGUGUAAACAUUGGCAAGACGAGGACAGAUGCAGGGAUGAGGAUUUGAAGUUACCAGAUACAACAGUCCUAUCGGUACACUACAGCCAGAAUGCGCUCACCGUAUCGCUAGCCGAAAUUCAAACAGUAUUCUCUACGUGGGAGCCAAACUAUCGGCGGGUCGAGAAUUUUACUCUCGGGAGCAACGCCAUUUCUGGAUAUUCAAGUUUAAACGAAUAUUGGGCCGACGUCAGAGGGACUCUACUACAGACUAUGGAAGAAUACCCCCUGUUCACCAAGCCGCAACUGAUCAUUGUCACCGGGAUUAUGACGGACGGGUAUUUGGUGGAUUUUUUGAAGAGUACUAUGUCUGAUUAUCUGGGUAAACUUCCUAAACUUAUCUCCACGAAUACUGAAGUAGUUGCGGCAAUGGGGGCUGCCGAGUUUAUGCGUCGAAGAUUACCUAAAUAUUCGUAUUAG